Gadus macrocephalus (Pacific cod) is the source of this 2324-nucleotide messenger RNA. It is a transcript of the gene uri1, whose product is annotated as URI1 prefoldin like chaperone. Gene Ontology annotation, biological process: negative regulation of phosphatase activity; negative regulation of transcription by RNA polymerase II. The record is from RefSeq and is a predicted model, not a curated record. Gene Ontology annotation, molecular function: phosphatase inhibitor activity; chromatin binding; transcription corepressor activity. The transcript is spliced from 11 exons. Lineage: Eukaryota; Metazoa; Chordata; Actinopteri; Gadiformes; Gadidae. The coding region runs from base 264 to 1796 and encodes 510 amino acids.
CAAGCAUAGAAACAUGGCGCAGGAUCAGUGACGACUGUCGGAUGUAAUACCUUUCUGUGGAUGUUUUUGUGGUCGUACGAAAAUCCUGAAAUGAGAGUGUGAAAUGAUAGCACUUCUAAAAUUGUGGAUAAUCAGCACUGCCCCCUUGAUGAAUACGACAAGAACGGGUCUCAGGAAUAUCUGUGAUUGCAUUCAUAAACACUUCUUUAGGACUCACAACCCUUGAGGAUUGUUUUGGAGCAAUAUCCUUUCAUUUUCAUUUGAUGCACACUACGCGUGGGACGACAAUGGCUGACAAAAGUAAAAGGAAUAUAGAUCCUCAAGUGAGAGUUGAUAGGCUUCGAGAGGAACAUGAACAGGUUGUGAAAGGCUGUGAUGAGCAAAUUCUGCACUGGAAGAAGGUAUCAGGGGAUUAUGAGGCCCUGGACGACCGACUGCGUACCCUUCCAGACCACCUGUCCUAUGAUGUCAUGGUUCCCUUUGGGCCGCUGGCCUUCAUGCCGGGGAAACUGGUCCACACCAAUGAGGUGACGGUGUUGCUUGGUGACAACUGGUUUGCCAAAUGCUCUGCCAAGCAGGCUCAGAAAAUCGUUGAUCACAGGGUGAAAUACGUGAAGGGUGAACUCGACGACUUGCUCAAGACUAGGAAGAAUUUUGAAGCCAGAGUUGGGUUCACAGAGGAUCUCAAAGAACUAUCGAACAAAGGAAGCUACGUGGACAUCCGAGAAGAGGUUCGCAGCAGAGAAACGGUUGUCACCAAAGGAAAGCAGAGGGUAGCCCAUAAACCCAACUCUAAGCCAAAGUUGGAUACAGUGUUGGAUUUGGAGGAGGUAGAAGAGGAGGGCAAAGGAGUAGAGGCCGAUGAAGAAUACUGCAAGAUACUCUCUGAGAAAGAGCUCUGGGCCAGGCUGGACCAACUAGAGAAGCUGGAGGAGCUCCAGGACGAAGAGGACCGACUGUCUGACACCGGGGACACCAAUGGAGACAACACCACCUCCUCCUCUUCCUCUGAAGAGGAGAAGGAGGCAGACUGCAGCCAGCCAGAGAAGGAGCCCGGUCCAAAGACUAGCUGGGCCACCAGCGGUCCUGCCAACGGUCAGCUCGUCAGCCAGGCGGCACCCGGCGGAGACACGACCAAGGACGAAGACGAGCAGGAGGAAGAAGAAGAAGAUUGCUUGCCCACCAUCUAUUUCUCUCACACGGUCGAGCCAAAAAAGGUGAGAAUAUGCACCGGAAAGAACACAACUCUGAAGUUCAGCGAACGUAAAGAGCACUCACUCACUCACUCCAAGAGGAAGAAGAAGAACAACGGCACCAACGGCCACUCUCACCAUGAGCUCCACAAGAUCACCUCGCCAGUGGACAUUUACAGGCUGUUUGUGGACGUGAAGAACGGGGAGCCCGUCCCGAGGAAGUCCAUCCUGAAGUCGCGCAGCCGGGAGAACAGCGUGUGCAGCGACACCAGCGAGAGCAGCGCCGCCGACUUUGACGAGCGGCGGCUGGUCUGCCGCAGUGUGAGCCACGACGACGCGCCGCACAGCGACACCAGCGACGGCCACACGGAGGACGACAGCCCCACACCACUUCCACGCACACCGAGCCGCUUCGAGGCUUUUUCAGGCACAGUGGUGGAGAAGGAUCCCACGCCCACAGCUGUUCCUCACCUCACCAUCGCUCCACCUGCUUUGCCGACGAUACUGGAGAGGAAACAGGAAGAGGGCACCACGGACGCAGCCCCCCCUGUCGAGCCCCCCAAGAGGGUUUCAAAGUUCAAAGCAGGGCGGCAGAACAGGUGAAGCGUUACGAGGAAGUUGAGGUGAUCAAUACUUUGCUCGUCAACACCCUUAGUUUUUUUCUGGGGGGCUGGGCCGGGGGGGGGGGAGAGGUUGUGUCGUACUCCUAAUGGCAAACGCUUAAAUCGGCAUCUCAUGUAUGGCAAUUAUUUUAGAUGUUUGUUUUAGUUCACCUGCUUCUGCAUUAUAAUGGCACUUAACACUUGUCCCCCUUGCCUUAGUGCUUGUCCUGGUUGGUAUUCGCUCCUGUGGCAGAGCCUUAACAUGUGUUGUGACAAGUCAGUGUUUUAACCGCUUUUCGUUUGAUCCCUUAUGUUGUCUGCAAUAUUGAGGCAAAAAAAAAAGAAGCUUUGCAACUUUAAGAUUCAUUGUUUUCCUUUUGGAUUUAUUACACAGGAUUGUGUGAUCAAUGGUUAUUAUUCCUUGUGACAUGUCGAUUGAAUGUAUUGUCCACUGAUGUGAACAGCUUUAUAUCUGGAAAAAAUAUUUCUUGUUUUCAAGUUAGUAAGAAAAUAAAGAAUUUUGGUAAUC